UGUUACAGUGAAUCUAACCUAAAAAAGAACGCCCCGACGCCCCCGACUGCGUUGAUUACGUCGUCUGUUUUCGAAGCGAUAUGAAAAAGAAUCGCAAAAUAACGUGGAGCUACCUGGAGCUCAGUGGACUCCUGGAGGACGAGGAGUCUCACGUGCACUUCACGAGGAUCACUAAGCAUCUCGCGUUACAUCCGUAUUACUUGAACAAUAUUCAGCAAGGUCUGAACCAGAUUUUAAGAUCGUCGUUGAACACUUACGACAGAGAAUUGAAAGGAUUCGUACUGGCCUUUAGAAAUCCUAAAUUGCUUAGCAAUGUGGGAGAGAUGCUCUACGACUCUCCCUUCAUUCACAUUGACAUUGAAGCAGAUUUCUAUCUGUUUCGUCCAACGGUCGGAUCAUUUCUAAAAGGUGUAGUGAAUAAGAAGGGUUUGGACCACAUUAUAAUGCUGGUGCACAAAACGUAUACCGUAUCCAUUCCAAAACCGGACGACACGGAGGAGUGGCCAGGUGAUUCGGUGGAGAUCGGCCAGGAGGUGAAAUGCUGCGUGAGUCAGAUAGACAACAAGAGCAGACCCCCUUUCAUCUGCGGCACUUUGCGGUCCGAUUACUCGCAGGGUUGCAGACUGCCAGACAGCAUAAAUAACAUUGAUAACGUGAACAGUGCAAUUGAAAGUGCGAACAGCACUAUGAGGACUGACACCUCGGUUAACGGAAUAUCGGAGGACGACGGCGUUUCGGAGAAGGAGAGGAAGAAGCAUCGAAAGAAACACAAGAGAUCACAUGAGGAUAGUUCGGAAAUUGUGUGUAAAGUUGAAAAUGAAUCUGAAUCGAACGAUACUUCUAGAAUUAUCAAAUCCGAGAAGAAUAAUCAAAGUACGCAAGAUACUAUAUUAAGUACUUCCUUGAAUGACUCAGAAGUCGACGAUAUUCCUAAAAAGCAUAAGAAAAACAAGAAAGCAUCCAAGUCACUACCUAGCGACGAUACAAUUCUGGACGAACGUGCAGAGUCACGCAAAGCUGUGAAGAGAGAAAGUUCCGUUCCGUUAGAUAGUAUUACCGAAACAGAGGCGAAAAAGAGAAAGAAACAUGCGAAGAAAUCUAAGGAGUCUGUAUUAACAAAGACAGAGAACGAAGAAGAAAUAGUUAAUACAGAGAAUACUGUUCCGCGAAUUAUUAAAUCCGAAGACGGAGAGCCACAUACGUAUAAGAAACGCGUUGCAUCAAGCGCCGAUCUUUCUUCAAAUAAUUUAGAAGAUAGUGUAUCUAAAAAACGUAAGAAAAACAAGAAGCCUAUGAUAAUGUCAGAUUCGGAAUCAGAGGGUCAUGUUGCUAAAGUAAAGAUUGAAAAGCCAGAUUCAUUUAUAGACAGAAUUACUAAUGAGAGAUCAAAGGAUCAAGCGUCAUGUAGCCAGACUAAAGAUUCGAACGAUACUUUCGAAAUGCCUAGGUUUUUGAAAAAGGAAGUACAUGAUGCUUCUGAAAAAGAAAGGAAAAAGAGUUCUAAAAAACAGACUUCGAGGAAAUCAAACUCUGUUAAAAUUAAGAAUGAAGAUGCAAUCAGUGAUGUCAGUAAUGCCUCGGAUAACGAGAGGAAAAAGACUCCGAAGAAGGACUCGCAAUUGAAAUCUGUCAAAGUUAAGAAUGAACUCGACGUAAUCUAUGAUGCCAAUAACGCCUCGGAUAACGAAAGAAAAAAGAGUCCGAAGAAACACGCUUCGAGGGAUUCGCAAUUGAAAUCUGUCAAAGUUAAGAAUGAAGUCGACAUAAUCGGUGAUUUCAGUAACGCCUCGGAUAAAGAAAGGAAAAGGAGCCUGAAGAAGCAUGCGAGGGAUUCAGAUUCUGAGACUAGAAUUAAGAGUGAAAACACAACGAAUGACAUAAAUGAUAUUUCCCGAGUGAUUAAACGUGAGUCCGAAGAGUCUCAAUGUAUAAAGCCAGCGAUGGAUAACAAUUCAAGCAAUUCGGAUCUUGAUCGCGCGUCGAAAAAACCUAAGAAAAAGAAAAGGAAAACUUCAGAUUCAGAAUCGGAAUGUCCUGUUAAAGUAAAAAGUGAAAAAGUUUGAAUUAAAAUACUGAAAGUACUAUAGUAUAACGUCGUCCCUUUAAACUUUUUACAACAUAAAACUGGCUCUCAGAUUUUAUCCACGUGAAUGACAAAGAAUGAAGAACUUUGUAAGUAGAAAUGUACAGCAGCAAAUAUUUUUGUAAUUGUACAACAAGUUAGCGUUUAAUAAAAUUUUGUCGAACGGCAAAACUAUGUAUAACGAAAUAGCUAUAUGUACAUACAGGAUCAGCAACAGCAUAUAAUACGAAACAUAAAAACAUUUUAUUUGUAGGUACAAACUAUUGGUAACGUACACCGUAAUUGUCGUGUACUCUGUGUGAAUCGGGCUUGGAUGUUUAAAGCUCUAAAAUUGUGCACCGUUCAUCAGCCGAAUAUCACGAGUUAUACACACUCGGUAGUUCAUUCCGAUCUUGCCUGUCGUUUGUUAUUCUCAAUCGGCAAUUCUAACAAGUACGAGUAUUUAUAAACAGUUAUUUAUAGAUCGCGAUCGUUGCAGUUAUGAGGAAUUCUCUCUAUUAAACAUCUAACAACGAUUUUGUACUUAAGGAGAUAUCAACACCGUUAAUAUCUGGACGAUUUAUCUGGAAUUGUCGAUAAAUCGUCGCGGAACGGAGUACACGAUGCGUUAUUCGAUAAUUUUCUCAUUGGUACACAUUGAUGUAAAUAGGAGUCACAUAGUUUCUCUCGCGUCGUAUAAAAAAGAAAUUCUCGCCUGAGCUACCGUACACUGGCAGCGAUUAAUAUAGAAACAUACGGAAAAUGUUAUAUUUCAAAAUUCGCACUAUCUCGAAAUUAAUUCACCCCGCCAAAUCACGAACUUAGGUUCUAAAUUUAUAACAAUUAUAUUUCGGUUUCAUUCAUUUCUGUUUUAAUUCGAAUUAUACACCCCGGGAGAUUUUUUUAAUAGAGGAAUUUCAAUUUGUGACCAAAGUUUCUUGCAAAGUAUAUUCUAAUAACUUUAACGAAUUCUGGUGAAUAGAACAAAAUUCCUCUAUUCUUCAAAAUAUCGCGUAUUCUGAGGCUGUUAUAUAUAGGAAAAAAGUUCUCGCAACAAUUAGCUCGAAUUCAUUGCACAAGAGACUCACCAUGAUUUAUUUAUACUGAAUGUAAAACCAAGAUGUCUUGUGAAUAUUUGUUAUCUCUCUUUUUUUAAUAUCGGACAAUAAACUACAGCAGUAUGUCAUGU
This is a messenger RNA of Wasmannia auropunctata (little fire ant), 3251 nucleotides long. RefSeq names its product probable DNA-directed RNA polymerase I subunit RPA43 (gene Polr1F). The record is from RefSeq and is a predicted model, not a curated record. The transcript has 3 exons. Bases 81 to 2063 code for a protein of 660 amino acids. Lineage: Eukaryota; Metazoa; Arthropoda; Insecta; Hymenoptera; Formicidae.